CGCCCCUCUCGCGCCUGCGCAGUGAGUGUCGACGGCCUCGAGCGCCUAGGCGGGAGGUGUUUCUGCGUGAGAGAAUAGAGCCGCUACAAGUGGACGUGGCUCAACAGGCUUUAGGAUGUCUGAAGAUGAAGAAAAGGUGAAGUUACGCCGACUUGAGCCAGCUAUCCAGAAAUUCACUAAGAUAGUGAUCCCAACGGACCUGGAGAGGUUAAGAAAACACCAGAUAAACAUUGAGAAGUAUCAGCGGUGCAGAAUUUGGGACAAAUUGCAUGAAGAACACAUCAAUGCAGGGCGCACUGUUCAGCAACUCCGCUCCAAUAUCCGAGAAAUGGAAAAGCUUUGCUUGAAAGUCCAUAAGGAUGACCUGGUUCUUCUGAAGAGAAUGAUCGACCCUGUUAAGGAAGCAGCAGCAGCAGCCACGGCAGAGUUUCUCCAGCUCCACUUGGAGUCUGUUGAGGAACUCAAGAAACAAUUUAAUGAGGAAGAAGCUUUAUUACAGCCUUCUCUGACCAGAUCCACGACUGUUGGUGGAGCGCUCCACACUGCGGAGGCCGAAGCUGCUGCUCAGAGUCUGACUCAGAUAUAUGCCUUGCCUGAAAUCCCUCGAGACCAAAAUGCUGCUGAAUCCUGGGAUAACUUAGAAGCGGACUUAAUCGAACUUAGCCACCUGGUCACUGAUUUCUCCCUCCUAGUGAAUUCUCAGCAGGAGAAGAUUGACAGCAUUGCAGACCAUGUCAACAGUGCUGCUGUGAAUGUUGAAGAGGGAACCAAAAACUUGGGGAAGGCUGCAAAAUACAAGCUGGCAGCUCUGCCUGUGGCAGGUGCACUCAUCGGAGGAGUGGUGGGGGGUCCCAUCGGCCUCCUCGCAGGCUUCAAAGUGGCAGGAAUUGCAGCUGCACUUGGUGGUGGGGUGUUGGGCUUCACAGGUGGAAAAUUGAUACAAAGAAGGAAACAGAAAAUGAUGGAGAAGCUCACUUCCAGCUGUCCAGACCUCCCUAGCCAAAGCGACAAAAAAUGCAGCUAAAGCUCAGGCUUCCACCAGGCGCCAGUGCGUCCACCCUAAGGAGCUCCUUGCUGCUGCUGAGUGCUCAGCUGCUGGACAGUAUCAGCAAGCGGUUCUCCAUGGCCGUGUGCUGUAGAACCUCCAUCACUGGAUGUAUUUGUUUGCUGGCUGUUAAUGGAGAUGUUAGGAGUGGAGGAGCCUGGGCCGAGGGUGUGGGAUGACUGUCAGGUCCAGUUUAAAGACUGCCAAAGAGCAAAUGUUCUGCCUGGAAAUGUGAAGAUUGAACCUAUAAAUCUAAGGAUCUAAGAUGUGUAGAAAUGUAUCAGGCACACGAGGGUCAAUGUGUUUGUAGAUUAUUUCCUCCUGUAGGGAGAAACAGAAUGUGAGUUCAGGAGUCUUUCUGUCAGGUAGGGAUGUUGCCGCCUAACAAGGGGUGCAGGCAAACUAUUUCUGGACUUGGGAACUGAUUGUACAUGGAUCCAUUUAUAUUUUCUGGUGAAGGAAAUUAAUACUAUAAAAUGGAAAGAGAAGCCCAUGUUCUCUUUGCAGACUUUUCAUUGUGACAUGGGUGUCUUUUCUGAAGCCUUCCCUGCCUCUCCAGAUAAGAGCACAGAAUCUCAUAGCUGGAUCUACUAACCCAGCCACCACACCCACUUGUAGCUGGUAAUUCUGAAGGCUCUCUGCUUCUAGGGUGAAUUCUAUCUAUGUAAUGAGGAUUUUUCUCAUAAUUACUGUUUUUUUCAUAUCAUUUUCCAUCUCUAGUUACCCCUUCCUGUAAUCUCUUAAAUUGAAAAGAGCAAAUUUAAAUAUUUCCAGCAUUUUUGGGCAGAAGGAAGUACAAGAUCACAUCCUGGGCACUGUAGGACUUCAAGGGGCUGACAUACCUGUCUCAAGGGGUCUGGGCCUCUCAGUCCUCUGGCUGGGUUGAGAAGGAGCUUUCUACCUCACUUCUGUUGCCGUUGCCCUUUCCCAGGUCAUUCCUAUCCUGCAGUUUUUACGGCUGCUCUUCCUCCCAGUGUUCACACUUCUCUCCUGCUCUAGAUGGCCAAAACCAAGAUUCAGACCCGAUACAAGCUCUGUGGUGCUAACAUGGACAGCAGACAUGGUCCAGUCCAGUUCCAUGUCUGUCUCAAACAAAAAGUUUUGAAAUUUAGAGAAAAGGAAUUUAAGACUGUAGGCAGCCUCAUCCUGUGUCCCAACUCAUUUGAGAUAGGAGGAGGGAGCCACUGGUUGCCUCAUUUUUUAAUCUCCUGAGGAGAAAGCAUGGUCAGCCAGGAGCAUGGGUUCAAGCACCAAAGGGUUUGUUUACCAUUUAGCUUCUUUUAAAAACUGUGUUGACACCAUGUGGUAGUGGCUCACUCCGUUAAUCCCAGCACUUCUGAGGCAGAGGUUGGUAGAUUGCUGUGAAUUCGAGGCCAGCCUGGUCUACAAGGACAGCUAGGCUGUUACACAGAGAAACACUGUCUCCAAAACAAAACAAAACAAAACAAAACAAAAACAAAAACAAAAAAAGAGCUGUGUUGAUGUUUGGCCUCUGUUGAUUGCUACCUUUCCCUCUCUACCCUAAGAUCCUUCCCUUUCAUACUUUUGAGUCUUGCUGAUGCAUAUUCCUAUGAAACAAAGCACUACAUUGUAUUAAGCUAUCGGGAAGUAGCAAGUAUUUGUUAUCUGCUGACUUAAGACUUUAAUAUCAAAAAGAGGAAGUAUUUUGAAUGAGUGUUGGAUUGUGUUCAUUGCCUGACACUGGGAAUUAAGUAUUUGGAGUAAUUAUUUUUAACUUCAUCUUUUUUUCUCUGUUUCUUGCUGCUCCUUUAAGUUGGACAUGUCAAAUCUGAGCAGGAGGCAGAACACAUCCCAAUUUGAUUUAAAAAAAGAUUCUUUUUAAAUUUUGUUUUGUUUUUCAAGAUGUGUAUCCCUGUGUAUCCCUGGCUGUCUUGGAAAUCACUCUGUUAACCAGGUUGGCCUUGAACUAGAGAUGCACUUGUUUCUGAGUUGGAGUGCUGGGAUUAAAGGCAAGUGCCAUCACCACAUCACCUGACUGUAACAAGAUUCUUGAACCUCCAUCACCGGUAAUUCUGAUACAGCCAGUCCAGCCUGCUUAGCUGGAAUUCUCAGAAUAAGCAAUGUUGUCUCAUUGUCUAAUCUCCCGUGUUCUACAUCAUCUUCCUCAUUGCUUAGUACUUAUUCUGCCAGUCCCCAAAGGGCCACUCAGUCCGUGUGCCAUAAUAGCCACAGCACGAAGAACCAGGGUGAGGCUUGCGUUUAAAACCCGCAUCUUCUGGAUUUUGCGUUUUCACUGAGCCAGUGUGGGAACUGUUGACAUGAUCAUCAACGGUCAGUAUUAGGCUUUCGACUCUAGCCGUCUAAAUGCUUAAGGAACUUACAGUCUUCUUUAAAAUUUUAUAUUUUAGAAUUACUUAGAAAUUAUACCUCAUUUCCCUACAAUAACUUUUUGUGGAAAUUGCUUAGAAGUUUUUAAUCAACUAUAAAUUAUAUAAAGUACUUAAAAGUAUAAAUUAGUCAAUAUGACACAGAAGUGUCAAGUUAAAUUUAUCUUCUGUAUGAUUUAUGUCUUAUUUUUAUUUCAACCAGUUAAAAAGCACCAUUUUAAUUAAGGUUGUAAAAUUUGUAGAUUUUACAUAAAAUUACUCAUUUCAGUAACAGUAGCACUCCUAAAUACUCUUUUUGAUGUUAUAAUCUGAGAAUUUCUCUGAAAUUUUGGUGUAACCCAUAGUAAAAAAAAGUAUUAAAAUUGAACAUAUAUACAUGAAAAAUGUUUCUCAUUAUGUGGAAUACAUUUUGAUGUUUUGUUUUUCAACAUAUUGAUUUCAACCCAAUCUAAGUCUACAAAUCUAAGUCCACUAAACCAAUCUCAGUCUACAAAUCAAUUGGCACCCUCAGUUUUCAGAAAACCUCCCUACAGAAGAACUGGUGUUUCCUAAGCAGUUAGCCAGGCGCUUUAGCAGGCAUUUAUGGAGAGGGUAACUGGGCCUCGGAGGAAUUAAGUACUAUGCAGUCCUUCAGUUCCAAAGGAGGAAACUGGGAUGGAACUGGAUUUGUUGGUGCUCGGGCUCUCGGCUAUGCUGCACUGCCUCACCGGAAGCCUGGCGACUGUAAGGCCAACUGUGAACAACCCUUGCUGUUCAUUUGCUUUUUUGUCUUUUGUGCCUCACCAGGUGUCCAAAGCCUGCUCUUCAUUGUGGCCAUGGCAGAACACAGCACUGCACUGUGUUCUGUUUUAUACUCAAGUAUAGAAUGAAGAGUGCCACUCUCCUGCCCCACCUUCUACACAUUGGUUUAUAUCAUAGGUUAUGAUCAUUGUUUAAAGUGUCUUAUAUAAUUAAAAAUAAACAGUACUUU
This is a messenger RNA of Myodes glareolus (Bank vole), 4363 nucleotides long. It is a transcript of the gene Stx17, whose product is annotated as syntaxin 17. The record is from RefSeq and is a predicted model, not a curated record. Gene Ontology annotation, biological process: intracellular protein transport; exocytosis; vesicle fusion. Gene Ontology annotation, molecular function: SNARE binding; SNAP receptor activity. Gene Ontology annotation, cellular component: endomembrane system; SNARE complex; plasma membrane. NCBI's taxonomy places the organism in Eukaryota, Metazoa, Chordata, Mammalia, Rodentia, Cricetidae.